CAAACGUGUGACUCGUUUCCCUACGUGCCUGUUGUUCGAGGAAGCUGUUAAUGUUGAUGAAAAUGCCUGUCCUUGUUUGGACCAACAUUUAACAUACCCACAUUAAGGAUUUUUUUUAAUUUUUUUUUCCAAAUCCGAAAAUGGCACGACGUGGAUGCAGCGCGUGGUUGGAGCGCCUGGUCGUUGUCAUUGUUACCUUGGAUCUUACUUUAAAUGUUGCUUCGGCACAGCUACGAUACUCUAUUGCUGAAGAGACCAAGGUGGGUUCUGUUGUUGGGAAUGUCGCAAAAGAUUUAGGGCUGGACAGCACUGCUUUGAAUGCCAGAGGCUUUCGCAUCGUUUCUGGAUCUACGGACCCGUUGUUUCAUCUCAACAAUCAUGGCAUCUUACACGUUACGAAAAUUGACAGAGAGGAGGCGUGUGAACAGAUCAGCAGCUGCAUUAUUAACAUAAAGACUGUUCUGGAGAAUCCGUUAGAGGUGCAUUAUGUCGCUAUUGAGAUUUUGGAUGUCAACGAUCACUCCCCCACCUUCCCCGAAAACGAGACUCAAUUACAGAUUUCAGAAUCUGCUUUACCUGGGGCGCGAUUUCAGCUACAAGGCGCCCAUGAUCCAGAUAGUGAUAUGUAUUCUAUUCAACAGUAUAGGCUCAGCCCAAAUGAACACUUUCGUCUGGAGGUUAAAGAUAGAGGAAAGAAUGGGAAAAUUCCUCUGUUGUAUUUGCAUAAACCACUGGACAAAGAAACUUCAAGAAGUCAUAGAUUAAUGUUGACAGCAGUUGAUGGAGGAAAGCCUGCUAAAUCUGGAAGCAUGGCAAUUUUAGUUAAUGUUUUGGAUGUAAAUGACAAUAUGCCAGUUUUUGCGAAAGACUCCUACUCUUCAAUGCUAAAAGAAAAUUCACCGAUAGGCACAACUAUCAUGCAAGUAAAUGCCACCGAUUUAGAUGAUGGUUUAAAUGGCGAGGUGGUUUAUUCGUUUGGCGAUAAUGUGAAUAAUAAAUUACGCAAACUUUUUGAAGUUGAUCCCAAUACAGGUACAAUUAUUGUUAAAGGACUGAUAGAUUUUGAAGCAAAUGAUAGGUACGAAAUUGAUAUUAAAGCUUCUGAUAAAGGGCCAGUCCCCCUGGAAACAGAAAAAACUGUUGUAAUAACUAUAGUGGACCUGAAUGAUAACGCACCUGACAUUGAGGUGACAUCCUUUUCCAAAGCAAUUCCUGAGGAUUCCAAACCUGGAACGACAGUAGCCUUGAUAAGUGUGCAGGACAGGGAUUCAGGUGUAAAUGGAAAGGUGAUCUGUUAUAUAAGUGAGGAUGUGCCUUUUACAUUAACACCUUCUUUACAAGACAAUAUGUACUCUAUUGUCACUAAAUCUCUACUUGACAGAGAGCAACAGUCAACAUAUGAUGUGACCAUAAUUGCAAAAGAUGGUGGUGAACAACCUUUGUCAUCUCAGAGGACAAUUAGUGUGUCUGUAUCAGAUGUGAAUGACAACAGUCCAGAGUUUUCAACAAGUCCAUAUACCUUUUAUGUUGUUGAGAACAAUGUAGCAGGAGCAUCUUUGUUUUCAGUGAGUGCUCAUGAUUGUGAUGAGGCUGACAAUGCUUUAAUAUCAUAUAACAUUGUAAGAAAUGGGGAUGAGCACAAAUCAUUUACAUCUUUUCUUAACAUUAACUCAGAAAAUGGAGUCAUCACUGCACUGAAAAGUUUCGACUUUGAAACAGUGAAAACGUUCCAGUUCCAAGUUGUGGCCACAGAUUCUGGAACUCCGUCACUAAGCAGCAACGUCACAGUGAACGUGUUCAUUCUGGAUCAGAACGACAACGCUCCAGUCAUCCUGUAUCCAGUCAGCUCCAACGGUUCUGCUGAAGGUGUGGAGGAGAUUCCCCGCAAUGUGAACGCAGCACACUUGGUGACUAAAGUCAGAGCCUAUGACGCUGAUAUAGGAUAUAACGGCUGGUUACUGUUUUCACUGCAGGAAGUGACUGAGCACAGUCUCUUUGCUUUGGACCGCUAUACAGGACAGAUCAGAACACUUCGCUCAUUCACAGAGACAGACGAGGCUGAGCAGAAACUGGUCAUACUGGUCAAAGACAAUGGAAACGUUUCCCUCUCUGCAACAGCUACUGUCAUUGUCAAAGUUGUGGAGCCCAAAGAGGCUUUUGCUGCUUCUGAUGUUAAAAGUGCAACAAACGAUGAUGAGGAGAGUAAUGUGACUUUUUAUCUCAUGAUAACUUUGGCCUCAGUUUCAGCACUUUUUCUCAUCAGCAUCAUCGUGCUCAUUGCAAUGCAGUGCUCCAAAUCCACAGACUACACUUCCAAAUAUUUACAAGAGACUAAUUAUGACGGGACACUGUGUCACAGCAUCCAGUACAGAUCUGGAGACAAACGCUACAUGUUAGUGGGACCCAGAAUGAGUAUAGGAUCUACUAUAGUCCCAGGCAGCCAUGCCAACACACUAGUGCUCCCUGACAGGAGGAGAACUUCUACUGAGGUAAGAUAA
Molecule: messenger RNA, 2498 nt
Organism: Labrus bergylta (ballan wrasse)
Lineage: Eukaryota; Metazoa; Chordata; Actinopteri; Labriformes; Labridae
Source: RefSeq, a predicted model, not a curated record